AUGGAGAGGCCCCAAAUCUUCCAGCGGCUCAAGCAGCCAUGCAUCCGCCUCUUACAAGCCACUACCACUCUCUCACAGACCCCAGACUCUCGAAAACAGCUGAUAGACGCCCUCUCUGAUCUGCUGGCUACGCUUCGCCCUCUGUCCAGCCAGCCCGGUGUGCUAGAUGCAAAACUCAUCGAAUACGUCUUCGUUCCGAUUUCUCACGUGCUGCGAAUCUCCCGCCAAGUGCCAGUCCGCGCACUUGAAGUUUGCCUCGAGUGCAUUUCAGCCCUGCUAUGUGCUGGUUGGGGUGGUGGCCUAGAGCCUGCUCUGUCAGGCCAACUACUUAUCCUCUUUACCUUCCUCGCCAAACCCUCCUCUGCCGAAAAUGGCAUCUCGGCCACCUCAGAAGAGCUUCAAUCCCUGGCGCUCAAGUGCAUCUCGGAGUUGAUGACAGAAGUGUGCCGAACGAAAAAGGGCCAAGAAGCCAUCACGGCAACUCCAAAUAUCCCCACCUUGGGAGAGGCAGUUUUAGUCAUGCUAGAGAGCCUAGCAGAUAGCAAGUCUAAUAACGUAAAGCUCCAGGCCAUCAGUGCAACAAAGUCGACCAUCAACGCCAUAGGAGAUGAAGAUGCUCUCGCAAGCUUUCUCCCUAGGAUAAUAUCAUCCUUGACUAAGAUUUUGACACCAAGUAGCAGCAACCGACCAGGCUUUCGCGUCGUAGAGCAAGGGCUGGAUAUAUUUACGCUACUCCUAGGCCGCCUCCUGAGCGAUGCAAAGGUUAAAGACCUGCCCGAGGUAACUCCCACUGAAGGUUCUGAAACUAGUCUCAAGGUGUUACGGUCGACUUCAUGGCUGCAAGCGACUUCUUCGCAGAUCAAAAUCGCACUCGCCAAUGUCUUCAAAUUGCGAGAUCACGAUAAGCCAGAAGUCCGAAAAGCCCUGCUAAGGUUGUGCUUGUGCAUCAUACAAGAUUGCCGCACUUCGCUCGCUCUCUGCAUAGGCAUGGCUACCGAGACCAUCAUCAGUCUUGCCGGUCACGAGGGCUCUAGUGGGAAGAUUGAGAACGAGCUCAAGAGCAUACUGUUCGUAGACCAGAGUCUGUCUGAUCUACUACGCGAAAGCCUACAUGGCUGGAUACUGGCAUUGCCACGAUUAAUGCAGUCCAAGGACGAUCAGAGUCGCCGUCGAAUCAUAAAUCAGAUAUCAGUGUCGUUCCGCCUGUUUGAGCAAGACCCAAUCAUUCUGGAUGAGCGGUUGGCUGAUAGUCUACGUGACGGUGUUUCGACCGUCUUCUCUGAUGCGAGAGGUAUGGAAGAAGUUGAAGAGAAUACAUACAAUGCAAUCACCGAUCGGACUUUGGUGCUAAGCUCAACCAAAUCACUAUCCUUCUCGCCCAUCAGCCUGCAACUGAAAGGUCAGGAUAACAUGAUGGCAGAAUUCAGGCUUCUGGUUCAAGAAGUUUCGAAAUCCAACUCAGCCUUGGCGGUCGUUCAGGCACUCACCGGCUCCAUUGAUCUGGGUCCAACCGAAAUGCGCCUGGCUAGUUUGUGGUUAUCAGUCAACCUUUUAAGGGAGGUCACGACAACCAACCCAUCCAUUGACGAUUUCAUGGAUCUCGGAACCCCGAAUCCUAGGGAAGAACUUUUGGACGACUUAUACUCGCAGUCUCUUUCAUUACUGAAUCAGCGUGAAAUGGCUACAGAGACGCCGUGGCACUUCUUCGCCUUGGCUCUCGAGACGGUAGCCUUGCAAGCGAAGCGUUACAGGACUGAAUUUCGACCAGAGUUGAGCGAGGUCCUGUACCCUAUACUCCACCAUCUUGGGAGUGCCAAUACCGCCCUGCGUGAGCACGCUUUGACCUGUUUGAACAUUGUUGCAGAUGCGUGUGGUUAUGCCAAUGCAGGAGAUCUUGUCGUUGAAAAUGUUGACUAUAUUGUCAACGCCGUUGGGUUGAAGCUUGCCUACGGAGAUGUUUCACCCCAAGCCCCCCAGGUCUUGCUCAUGAUGAUGCGACUAUGCGGCCCGCCUCUCUUGCCAUAUCUGGACGAUCUUGUUGACAGCAUAUUCGACGCGCUGGAAAGAUAUCAUGGAUACCCUAAGCUUGCUGAACUAUUGUUUUCGGUCCUAAAGGGCAUGGCAGAAGAAGGUGCCAAGACAUCUCAACUUGCAAUUACAAUAGAUGACAAGAAGGAGCACACUCGUAGCCAAAGAACAGGGCCCACGAUGAAGGAUGUCAUGGAAAAGCUGGAAAAGCUCGAGGCUGAUGCACGACGCCGAGAUGAGGAGGAAAAGAAAGCUCCGAAAGAGGCAUUCCCUCGAAGCCCCUGGAAAGAAGAAAAGUCAGAGAAUGCCGAGGGCAGUCCCAACGAAGAGGAUGAACAAGCACCGUCGCAGAGUGAGGAACCCCCACCUCCGGCUCCUCGUACCUUUACCGUUCUUCUCAAAAUCUCCGAAUUGACGCAACACUACCUGACAACCACUUCUCCGGCACUGCGCAACUCUUUACUAUCCCUUCUCCGAACUACUAUUCCUGCGUUGGCCAAGCAUGAAAACUCGUUCCUACCGCUUAUCAACACUCUCUGGCCUGUGCUGCUGCCUCGACUACAUGACCCGGAGGCAUAUGUAGUAACAAACGCUCUGGAUACCAUGGCGUUAAUGUGCGAGUAUGCAGGCGAUUUCAUGAGGACAAGAAUUGAAGAUGCAUGGGAUAUUAUAGCAAGAGUGCACAAACGCACAAAGACAAGGGAUAAUUCCAGUAAACCCAAUGACAGAAGCGCAGCAAUGCUUUCUACGGUCAGAAUGGAGGCAGGUAUGAAGAAGCUUUCAAUGGACCCUCAGUCUACUACCGACCUGUCGCGCCCAGAGCUAUAUGUCGAUGCGCCCACACGCAUGAUCUGGAACAGCCUUGUCAACUUGUUAUGCGCCAUCGCCAAACACGUCACUGUCCGGGCCGAGCGUUUCGAAGACAUGCUCGAUAUACUGGACCCUGUUUUGACACUCGUUCACGUCCGCGAGGCGCUGGACCAUAGCAAUGCUGAUGCUGUUUGGUUACGACUUUACAAGAAGAGCCGACAAGCAGGUAUCAAACAACACAGCACCAGUGGUGCGGUGGCGCAGACACAGAGAAUGCUUGCGAAAGUGCCUAUCGGGAAACCACAUUGGCACUUUGUACAGAUUUAG
Messenger RNA from Exserohilum turcica Et28A, 3165 nucleotides. RefSeq lists its product as uncharacterized. Lineage: Eukaryota; Fungi; Ascomycota; Dothideomycetes; Pleosporales; Pleosporaceae. Gene Ontology annotation, biological process: chromatin remodeling. Bases 1 to 3165 code for a protein of 1054 amino acids. The record is from RefSeq and is a predicted model, not a curated record. Gene Ontology annotation, cellular component: cytoplasm. The transcript has 2 exons.